UAUCAGCUAUGAAUCUAUGAUUGCCUAUUCGUUUUCGCCUUUUCGGUAUCAAAAACGCACAAACGCCAAAACCCAAUAGCCACUAGCCUGCCGUAGUGCCGUGUUGUAACUGUUGUAACUUGUACUUCUUUGUAGACUGUAGUUACUAUAAAAUAGUAAAUUAUUUAUUGUUUUGUUACUUCUUACUUGUUGUCAGUGUCCAGUGUUAAGAUUAACUGUUUGAUGGCCGUUGAAAAUAUUCUAUUAAUUAAUGAUAUUGUAUUGUCAUAAUUAGGUCGCAAUACGUGCCUGCGUUUGAAUUUAAUUCACAGUUUACGAAGAUACAACUAACUACUUGACAUUAUGGCUCUUGAGAAGUAAGUUUGAUUUAAAUCAUUAUUUUCUGUUUUCUUAUAAAACUGUCCAGAUAACAAAUAUAUUGAGUGAGAUUUGUGUUUUGAGUUGAAUAUUUGUCAAUAAAAUGACGAAUCGAACAAAUAGAGCUUUGGAAUAUUACAAUGAUUAUAUCGACUGUACACAAAACUUACCUUUGGACAUACAGCGGCACGUAACGCAGAUGCGUGAAUGUGAUUUGGAGUACCAAGAAAUGAUGUCAAAGAUCAAAGAGUUGACAGACAAUUUAGACGGUUCUAUGUCUACAUUAAAUUCUGAAAAAUUGACAAAGCUAUUAGUAACCGGUUUAAAUCUAGGGGAUAAAAAAGUGCAAACUGUUCAACAUAUAUCUGACUUGGUAGAUGAUAAAGUCAGACGCUUGGAAAAUGGUAGGAAAUAUUUGACCUCUUCUAAGGAACCUGAUGCUCCCAAACCAAGUAUCAAAGAAAAACCAGAGAGCAGUAAUUGUUCCAAAGAUCGAUGCUUACCAAGCACUAGUACCAGUACUGUUUCUAAAGAACUGAAGAAACGCAACACUGAUAAUGAUAGUAACGAAUCUAACAAUGAUGCAAAACUUGCAAAACGACCCAGACGUAACAGAGCUGAUGAGCCAGAUUACAAAGAAAUUUCGGAUGAUGUGGUGGCAUUGACAGCUUCACAACAUUCCAAUACACCUUUGCCAAGAGCCACAGCAACAGCGCAAGUACAAUCUCAAGUCACAAUGAAAAAAGCAACUCAAAAAACAGAUACAAAAACCAAAAAGAAGGGAAAAUAUAAGAAACAACAGAAGGACAAUUCACCAUCAUUGGAUGAUGAUGAUGAUAUAGCUGUCGAUCCAGAUGAACCAACUUAUUGUCUUUGUGAUCAGAUUUCAUACGGAGAGAUGAUAUGUUGCGAUAAUGAUUUAUGUCCAAUAGAAUGGUUUCAUUUUUCAUGUGUUUCAUUAUCGACAAAACCAAAAGGCAAAUGGUUUUGCCCCAAGUGCCGUGGAGAUCGUCCAAAUAUAAUGAAGCCUAAAGCGCAGUUUCUCAAGGAACUUGAACGAUACAAUAAAGAAAAAGAGGAUAAAGCUUAAGAUUUUGUUUUGAACAUAAUCGACAAUCUACUUAAUUUAAUUUGAAGUUUAUAAAACAUAUUAACAAUUAAAUAAUAAAUUAUCCCAUAUUUGAUUUACGUAUUAGACUAUAAUAUGCAUGCCAAAUUAAAGUUUAUGUAUAUAUUAUUCGAUAUUAUUAUAUGAGUUAGAAGUAAGAUAAAUUAUAAAUAUUAUUAUUUAAACUUAAUAUUAUUUAAACAUUCAAUGCAUGCAAAUUUAUCAAACUUAAUAGAUAGAUAAUUUGAUAUUAUUCGAUAACAUGUAUAUUUAUAUAUAUAUAUAUAUAUAUAUAUAUCUAUAACAGUAAUAAUUUAGUAAUACUUUUUAUAUUAUAUAAUUAUUUUUAUUAUUUUUAUAAAAUCAUUGUAAACCUAAACUAUUACAAUACUAUUUAAGCUAAUUAGUUUAAUAAAUUAAAUAUAUAAAAUGUAAAUUUUAUUUUCUAGAAAAAUAACAUGUUAUACCUAAGUGCCCUCAAAAAUUUUAUUGUUAUUAUAUAUAUAUAUAUUUUUUUUAUAACUCCUUACUUACUAUUCUAUUUUAUUAUUGUCAUCAAUACACAUUAUUUCAUUUUUAACUCCCUUGUUUUUAACUUCUUCUUAUUAGAACAGAGUGCAGUUUCAUAUUGGAUUUUGUUGAGCUUGCCCAAUCGGCUGGCGUCAAAAUUUCACCACAUGUUGUGAGUGCAAUGUUAGAACUAUUAGACAUAGGGUACUCUCCGUCAACCGUUAGAAAAGUGUGCCGCGAAAUUGCCAAGUAUAAAAGUCGACAUGAGAAAACUGGUACUACGAUGAAUAGUACCAGCUGAAAAUAAAACCAAUAUAGUUUGCUUAUUUUUUUUUUUAACAUUUUAUGACAAUUUUGUGAAAAAAAAAUAAUUAGGAUAAUAUACAAUUCAUCACCAUUUAUAAAUUGAAAAUGUAUUAUGUUUAGUUUUUUAAUUUGUAUAAAAAUCUUCGACAAAAAUAGAAAUCCCCCUGUCAAAUAUUACAUGAACAAUUUAUAUUUAUAUAAUUAAUAUUUAAAUUUAUAGAGUUAAAUGUUAUUACGUUUUAUGUUAAAUAAAAGAAAAAAAAUUGAGUAAUUAAAAUUUAGAUAUUAAUAUAUAAUUUUUAUAAAUAAUUAAACCUGUAAUUAAAAUUGUAAUUUUGGUUUCAAUAAAACUAAUUGUUUUUUCAUAGCUCUUAUAAAAUUAUAUUAA
Messenger RNA from Metopolophium dirhodum (rose-grain aphid), 2669 nucleotides. Its product is annotated as inhibitor of growth protein 1-like. NCBI's taxonomy places the organism in Eukaryota, Metazoa, Arthropoda, Insecta, Hemiptera, Aphididae. Gene Ontology annotation, cellular component: nucleus. Gene Ontology annotation, biological process: positive regulation of DNA-templated transcription. The transcript has 2 exons. The record is from RefSeq and is a predicted model, not a curated record. Bases 461 to 1447 code for a protein of 328 amino acids.